AUGGCUGAAAACUCUCUGAACCCAGUACCUUUCUCCGAACCUCCCUACCUUCGUGGUCUCCCAUCGCCGUAUAUCACCCCUGCCCACCUCCGCUUUCAGAAAGCAUGUCGCAAAUUCUUCUGGGAAAAUCUGAUUCAACAUGCCAUGGAAUGGGAGAAGUCAGGAACCGUUCCUGAGUAUGUUUUUGACAAUUUCUGUAAGGCAAACAUGCUUCUGCCAAAUCUGCCAGCUCCCCUACCGGUGGAUUGGUUGAAGCGGCUCGGGAUCAACGAUAUCUUAGGAGUUAAGGUGGAGGAUUGGGAUUAUAUCUAUACUGGAAUUUACUGCGAUGAGAUGGGACGUUCCGGUCUCAGUGGCCCUGGAGGCUCGUUGAAUGCCGGCUUUGCUUUCGCCAUUGCCCCCCUUUACAAGUUUGGAAGCCAAGCUUUGCAAGAGAAAUUCCUUCCUGAGCUGUUGCCCGGCCACAAGCGUGCCUGUAUCGCUAUCACAGAGCCUGAGGCUGGUAGCGAUGUUGCUAAUAUCGUCACCACCGCAACUAAGAGCGCUGAUGGGAAGCACUAUAUCAUCAAUGGGGCGAAGAAAUGGAUCACCAACGGUAUCUGGUCUGACUAUGCCACCAUGGCCGUGCGAACCGGCGGACCAGGCGCUGCUGGGCUCUCCCUCGUCGUAGUCCCUCUCAAGAACUACCCCGGCGUCUCAAUGCGUCGUCUCAAGGUCGCUGGCCAGGUCACUGGGGGAACCACCUAUAUCGAACUCGAAGACGUCAAGGUCCCCGUUGAGAACCUGGUCGGUCAAGAAGGCGCUGGUAUGCGCUACGUGAUGACGAACUUCAACCAUGAGCGUCUGGUCAUCUCGAUCGGUGUCACUCGCCAGGCCCGAGUAGCCCUCGCUGCUGCGGUCUCCUACACAAUGAAGCGUGAGGCCUUUGGCAAGACCCUCAUGGACCAGCCUGUGGUGCGACAUCGACUUGCCAAGGCAGGAGCUGAGCUUGAGAGCAUGUGGGCGUGGGUUGAGCAGAUCCUUUACCAGCUAGCUCAUCUCAGCAAGGAGGAAGGUGAUCGCCAACUGGGUGGCUUAACCGCUUUAGCGAAGGCCAAGUCUGCCAUGGUCCUUAAUGAGUGUGCCCAAUGUGCUGUCCUGCUCUUUGGUGGAAAUGGAUUCACCCAAACCGGACAGGGAGAACUCGUCGAAGCAAUCCUCCGCGACGUGCCUGGUGCUCGUAUUCCCGGUGGCUCUGAGGAUGUGUUACUUGACCUGUCCGUGCGCCAGCUAGUCAAAAUCUACCAGGCGCAGGAGAAGAAGCUUUCACAGAGCUCCAAGAUGUAA
Messenger RNA from Penicillium chermesinum, 1326 nucleotides. Its product is annotated as acyl-CoA dehydrogenase family protein. The coding region runs from base 1 to 1326 and encodes 441 amino acids. Gene Ontology annotation, molecular function: flavin adenine dinucleotide binding; oxidoreductase activity, acting on the CH-CH group of donors. The transcript is spliced from 4 exons. NCBI's taxonomy places the organism in Eukaryota, Fungi, Ascomycota, Eurotiomycetes, Eurotiales, Aspergillaceae. The record is from RefSeq and is a predicted model, not a curated record.